Messenger RNA from Drosophila bipectinata, 701 nucleotides. It is a transcript of the gene Tsp42Eo, whose product is annotated as Tetraspanin 42Eo. NCBI's taxonomy places the organism in Eukaryota, Metazoa, Arthropoda, Insecta, Diptera, Drosophilidae. The record is from RefSeq and is a predicted model, not a curated record. Gene Ontology annotation, cellular component: plasma membrane.
AGUGACACAAAUAUUCUGAGAUCCCAAUAUGCCCACAGUACGCGUGUGCCUGCAAUGGACAUCGAUUGUUUUCAAUACAAUCACACUGGCCGUUGGCAUCGGGGCCGCCCUGGCCGGAUUCUACGAGUGGCAGAAGUUUGACGAGGGCUCCACCGAGCACCUGGAGAAGUUCAUCCAGCUGGGCAUGGCCGGUGCCCUGAUCCUGGCCGCUCUUAUAGGCUGCAUGGGGGCCUUCCUUGGCUCCAUCAAGGUCAUGGUGGUGCACCUGGUAGUGCUCCUCGCCCUGAUUGGCGCGCACAUCUGGAAGCUGUCCCACUACAACGAAUCGAAGCAACUGGACGCCACCGAGGUGUUUGUGAUGGAUCUCUGGAUGAAGGAGCUGGUGCAUCACGGCGCCAUGCAGCACCUGCAGCAAGAGUACGAGUGUUGUGGCGACAAGGGCUUCUCCGAUUACACUAGUCUGAACAUGAAGGUGCCUCGCAGCUGUUUUCACACCAAGGAUGGCAUUCACGCCUUCCAUCCCUACGCCGAAGGAUGUAUGGCAGCCGUGAAGCGGGCAUAUCUGCAGAUAUAUCGAUACGAGAAGUGGGCGCACUGCGGACUCAUUGGAUACGAGGUUGUGGGCAUUAUCUUGGGCAUUACCUUGUGCUGCCAGCUCACCAGUAAGACUCGCCGCUAUACCUACUAAGUUUCUACAUGCA